Messenger RNA from Solanum stenotomum, 1357 nucleotides. RefSeq lists its product as uncharacterized. Bases 235 to 1044 code for a protein of 269 amino acids. The record is from RefSeq and is a predicted model, not a curated record. The transcript has 2 exons. Lineage: Eukaryota; Viridiplantae; Streptophyta; Magnoliopsida; Solanales; Solanaceae.
UUUUUGAUUUUGAGAAUAUAGUAUAAAAUAUACAUAAUUCAUAGCCACAAAUAUCUAUAGAUACUUCUCGAAUUUGCUCAAUUUUGCUUAAUCGCCAUUGAUGUCAAAAUAUGCAGAUCUUGUUCUUCAUUGAUAUGGUGUAAUUGAAGCUGUUUAUAGAUGAAUUGAGGUGAAUUUGAGCAGAUUUGAACUGUAAAUUGAACUCCAUUAGUUGUGUGUGUAGACUGUCUUUCAAUGUCGCCCAAGACUCUAGAUUCACGUCACGCCAUUGAAUCAUGUACAUAUCAUCUCCAUUCUUGGAAACCCUUUCAGUUUCCGACUCCAAAUUCCAAAACCCUAGAUUUAGAUUCGCCAAAAACUUACUCCCCGUCGACCCAUGGUGGGGUGCAUACGAAGCGUCAAUGUAGAGCGGAUCGAACUACUUCGAUUCCAAUUGAAGCUCUUGAUAUGUCAAAGCUCAGUUUAUUUGAGGAGGAUAGGCCUUUAUCAAUUCAUAAACGGGAGAAUCUUAGGUUGAUAGCUGGUAAGAGGAGGAGACGUGGGUCUCGUUCGGUUUCCGGGAGGAGUAGUGAUCGGAGUGGGACUAGAAGACGGUGUUGCUCGGUUGGAGCUUCAGCAGCUUAUGGGACUUGUUCGGAUUUUCCUGUUGCUGUGGGGACUGAUUCGAGUGGGGAGUUGUUUGUGAAUGGGGAUAUGCAUUGGACUUUGGAUGUUAGUGAGGUUACGAAGAGUUUAAGGAAGGAGAAGGAAGGUGGUGGGGUUGGUGAAAGAGAGAGUAAUUUAAAUGGUUUGUCUGUGCAAAGUGGGAAUUUUGAGGGCUUGGGUAAUGAGUCAGGGUAUGGGAGUGAACCGGGGUAUCGCGGUGAUGCAGAGUUUGGAUAUGGUGAUGAGUUUGAUGAAGAAGAAGAUGAUCAACGGCUUUCCUUCUGGGGCGACGAAUUUGGAGCACUCUCUAGGAUGGAGAAAGUUGGAGAGAACACAUUGCAGAAGGUGCACCAUAGAUGUCGGCGGAGGAAACAAGAUUGUAGAAUGGUGAUCUCUUGAUGUUUGCUGAUGUUGAUGAGUAUGAUUCUGUCACUAUUAUUGAUAGCCGAUUCCAAGAUUUUGCCAGUGAUACAAUCGCGUAAUUCAUGAGCAGAACCUUUUUGGGUUUGAAUACAGAGUCUACUGCUGUAAAUAUGAACAAAUGAUGUUGGUAUUAUUCAUGUCUUAUUGUCAUGCUCCCCCAUGAUGUUCACUAUGGUAUGUUUUGGUUGGGGAUUAGACAAGUCAGUCUGUUGUACUAUUUAAGGGGUCGUUUGAUAGUGUGUAAGAAUAGCGUUGAAUAUGGUGUAUUAGUAAUACUGAGAUUAUCUUU